Medicago truncatula (barrel medic) is the source of this 2265-nucleotide messenger RNA. Its product is annotated as probable beta-1,4-xylosyltransferase IRX9H. Gene Ontology annotation, cellular component: Golgi membrane. Gene Ontology annotation, biological process: glucuronoxylan biosynthetic process; plant-type secondary cell wall biogenesis. The transcript is spliced from 4 exons. The coding region runs from base 524 to 1840 and encodes 438 amino acids. Gene Ontology annotation, molecular function: xylosyltransferase activity; galactosylgalactosylxylosylprotein 3-beta-glucuronosyltransferase activity. The record is from RefSeq and is a predicted model, not a curated record. Lineage: Eukaryota; Viridiplantae; Streptophyta; Magnoliopsida; Fabales; Fabaceae.
CUUGGAACGCAUCCCUGCUUGUUGACAAGCACGUGAGGAAAAUAGUGUGCAACUCGUUUGUGAUAAGGAAUCGGGGAAAGAAACAUCUUUUUAGAAUGGAUCUCUAAAAACCAAUCAGUGAAUCCCGAAUCUCAAUCUCACACUUCUCCUUCUAUCAUAUGGCUACUGUCUUCCAUGUUCAGUACCAAUCUGCUUUCUUCCCUGUCAUCUAGAUAGGUACUUUAUCUUGUUCCACUUUUCAUCCUUAACUUGCUAUAUUGGUCACCCCAAACUCCUUCCUUGCUGAAUAAUGAAAUUUCUAUUUUUUGGCUGGGAAAGACAAGUUGUUUUUAUGCCCACUUUGUUUACAUUCAUUGUGUUCAUUUGGAGUUAAUUUUAUUUUUGGAUAGUCAAAUGUUUUUUUGUUUCUAGUUUGAAUCCACCUCCUAGUCAAUACUCUUUCAGUGUUCAACCGAACUGUCUGCUUGGGACCUCAUUUGGAGCUGAGUUACUUAACAUUAUUUAUCAGUAUUUAUUUCUAUGAAUGGCAUCUAUUAGAAGAACCUUGUCUCCUGUUCCUCGACCCGCAACUGCAGCAAAUGUAGAUGUCUGUUCAGUAUCUUCCCCGUUGUCUAAGUCCUCACCUAGCCCCCAGAAGUUUUUUCCAUCCUAUGGAUUUUUACCUUCUUCAUUCACCUCACCGGACUCCAGUGCUUUUUUGCUUGGUGUUUUCUUCCCAAGAUCUUUCAGGAAUAUUGAGAAAUCAAAGCCUAAGGGUCAGCUUUGGAGAAAGGUGCUUUUCCAUUUUUUCAUUUGUUUUAUGGUUGGUGUUUCUAUUGGCCUCAUCCCGCUCGCAUCAACAAACUUGUCUUUGAAUCUCAUCUCAAGAAAUCAAGGUUUCUCUUUUGAGGUAAAAAAAUUCCAGUCACUCGAAAAUGUGAAGAUAAAUGAUACACCAUUAGUUGAUGAGGUUGUGAAGUUUGAUGCUACUUUGAUUUCCGCAGUACAAGAACAAGAACUAACAGACGGUGUAACGUAUAAUAUAUCAGACAGCCAAUUCGGUGAUGAAUCAUAUUUGGAGUCUCAAAAGCUUUUCAUAAUUGUCACACCGACUUACAAUCAUCUAUAUCAAGCUUAUUAUUUGCAUCACUUGUCACAAACUUUGAAAUUGGUUUCCCCUCCUUUGUUGUGGAUUGUUGUUGAGAUGAAUUCUCAAUCUGAUGAAACUGCUGACAUUUUGACAAGUAGUGGCAUUAUGUAUAGACAUCUCAUAUGCAAAAUGAAUCUAACCAACACAAGCCAUAGGAGCAUUCUUAUGAGAAAUGUUGCAAUAGCUCACAUUGAAACUCAUCGCCUCAAUGGAAUUGUUUAUUUUGCAAACAAUGAUAACAUCUAUUCGGUUGAACUCUUCCAGCAAAUGAGAGAAAUAAGGCGAUUUGGAACAUGGACUGUUGCAAGAUUAUCAAAGGAUAGAAGCGGCAUUCUCUUGCAAGGGCCCAUUUGUAAUGGAAGUGAAGUGAUUGGAUGGCACACAAAUAAUGAAUCAGGUGGGAAUUCUAAAAGAUUUCAUGCUGAAAUGCAAGGCUUCGCCUUCAAUAGUACAAUACUAUGGGAUCCAAAGAAGUGGCACCGACCGUCUCUUAAACCUAUCAGGCAGCUCGAAUCAGUCAAGGAAAAUUUGUGGGUUAGCACAUUGAUUGAGCAGAUUGUUAAAGAUGAAAGUGAAAUGGAGGGCCUAAUGAACGACUGCUCGAGAGUUAUGGUUUGGAAUAUUGAUCUCGAGUCAUCUUAUUCCUUCUAUCCUAAAAAAUGGAUUACAGAGAACAACCUAGACGUCAUUUGGAAUUUUCCACUUGUGUGAAAUUCUUCAUAAAGAAGCGGGAACCACUAUAUUUUCAUCCUGUUCAUUCUGUUUUGCACUGCAGGGGAAGAUCAUAAAGAAUUGAAGGUCAUCAUGCUAGUGCUUUAUUGUUUAUUAUCAUCUUCUCAAAUGGCUAUGCCUAUUCGGAUAUCCCAUUCGCCAUCACAGUGACUUGCGAUACCAUCCCUACGAGUCCAUUGAUUAAUAGUGCAUUUUAACCUCUAACAGCCUGUGCAUUAUAAUUAAAAAAACAGGUUCCUUCUGAUCUUUCAAGAGGCAGAUGUUUCAGUUGGUCCUAUCAUAUACUGUUUGUUUGUUUUAACAAUUUAAUGGUGUCUCUCGUGUAACAUUGAGAUGAAUUUUGAAUGUCAAAUAGUAAUAUUUAACAUUUUUUUUGGUAGAGUAAUAUUUAACAUUUGAAUGCA